AUGGCUGGAGAAGCUGAAGGUGGGCAGACGCAGGUUGAUGAGCUUAAAGAGAUCACUGAAAGACCAAAAUGGGACAAUAAAGUUCAGUAUUUGCUGACCUGCAUAGGUUUUGCAGUGGGGCUUGGUAAUGUGUGGAGAUUUCCAUAUUUGUGUCAGAUCUAUGGUGGAGGGGCGUUCCUGAUCCCGUAUGUCGUUGCUCUGGUGUUUGAGGGACUCCCUCUGCUGCACAUGGAGCUGGCCAUCGGACAGCGGCUCCGCAUGGGGAGCGUUGGAGUCUGGAGCUCCAUCUCUCCGUACAUGGGAGGGUUAGGCGUGGCGUCCCUGAUGGUCUCCUUCCUGGUUGGUCUCUUCUACAACAUGAUCCUGGCCUGGAUCCUCUGGUACUUCUUCCACUCAUUUCAAAGUCCACUUCCCUGGAGGGACUGCCCAAUAAACCUGAAUCAUACUGGCUACAUAAGUGAAUGUGAGAAGAGCUCGUCAGUGAACUAUUUCUGGUAUCGUGAAACUCUGAACAUCACUCCAAACAUCGAGGAGAGCGGGUCUAUCCAGUGGUGGCUGGUUCUGUGUCUGGCUGCUGCCUGGUGCCUCGUCUACAUCUGCUUCAUACGGGGGAUUGAGACUAUUGGGAAGGCUAUUUAUGUGACAGCCACCUUCCCGUAUCUGGUUCUGACCAUCUUCUUGAUCAGAUCUUUGACUCUGUCUGGAGCCACGGAUGGAUUAAUAUAUCUCUUCACUCCAAAUUGGGAAACGCUGAAGAACCCGAAGGUCUGGUUAGAUGCUGCUACUCAGAUCUUUUUCUCUUUGUCCUUGGCCUUUGGAGGACUUAUUGCUUUUUCCAGUUAUAACGCUCAGAAGAACAACUGUGAGAGAGAUGCUCUGAUUGUUGGAUGUGUGAACAGUUUUACCUCAAUAUAUGCAUCAAUUCCUAUUUUUGCCAUUCUUGGAUUUAAAGCUAAUGAAAACUACAAUGCCUGCAAAAAUUGGAACAUAUUGAGACUGACUAAUUCAUUCAACAUUGGAGAUGAAAACAUAACUCUUGAGAACUAUGAAGACUGGUUAAAUUAUCUCAACAUGACGGAUCCAUCACAGGUUGAAAGCCUCAAUCUAAAGACCUGCGACCUUCAGACCUUCCUGGACCAGAGCGUCUCGGGGACUGGUCUGGCCUUCAUCGUCUUCACCGAGGCGGUGAUAAAGAUGCCCGGCUCUCAGGUCUGGGCCGUGCUCUUCUUCGUGAUGCUCUUCAGUCUGGGCCUGUCCUCCAUGUUUGGGAACCUGGAGGGGGUCCUCACUCCUCUGCUGGACCUGCACCUGAUCCCAUCCUGGAUCCCUAAGGAGGUUUUCACAGGGUUAAUGUGUCUCACCUCCUUCGCUGUGGGCCUCGUCUUCACUCUGGGCUCUGGGAACUACUGGCUGGAGAUCUUCAACAGCUUCGUGGGCUCCAUGCCUCUGCUCAUCAUAGCCUUCUUUGAGAUAAUCAGCGUGGUGUACAUCUAUGGAAUAAACAGGUUUAGUGACGACAUUGAAUGGAUGACGGGUCGGAGGCCGAACCUCUACUGGAGGGCCACCUGGUGCUUCAUCAGCCCCUUCAUGCUGCUGGUGGUCUUUGUGGCGUACGUCGUGGUCGAGGCGGAAAAACGACCAACAUAUAACGCCUGGAACCCAGAUUAUGAGAACUUCCCCCUGGCUGAUGUUCAACACUAUCCUGAAUGGGUUUUUUCCAUCUGUGUGCUCUUAUCUGUCCUUCCUGUUGUCUCCAUUCCUCUUGUGGCCUUCUACAAAUUCAUGGGCUUCCUGAAGACGUACAUCGAGAACAGGCACAACCAGAAUCCAUAUGCAAAUGACAUCUGUAAUGGAGAUUUGUAA
This is a messenger RNA of Centropristis striata (black sea bass), 1863 nucleotides long. Its product is annotated as sodium-dependent neutral amino acid transporter B(0)AT3-like. Gene Ontology annotation, biological process: sodium ion transmembrane transport. The record is from RefSeq and is a predicted model, not a curated record. NCBI's taxonomy places the organism in Eukaryota, Metazoa, Chordata, Actinopteri, Perciformes, Serranidae. Gene Ontology annotation, cellular component: plasma membrane. The transcript is spliced from 12 exons. The coding region runs from base 1 to 1863 and encodes 620 amino acids.